CCAAUGAAAAGUGCCAAAUUACUUUUUUAAGGCACGCGUGUUUUGAAUGUCCAAUUGUGUGUUAGAAAUAAGGCGGGACUUAAAGCGUAACGGCGACAAGUCUUGCGUCAACUAUAAAGGCAAUAACAGCGCGUUACCGCGGGUGGACGGUGUGUGUUUACUUAGCCAACUGAACACAAGGUAACUUUAGGGCACGCCGCGUCUUUUUUUUUUAUACAUUUGUACCUUAGCGUGUUUAAUGAUUUAUUAUGCAUGUUAACAUUCACACGGCCAGUGGCAUGUAAAUAUCAUGGCUCACUAAUGUGCCAGUCUUACAAAUGGAAAGGGGGCUUCACUUUGGAAAGGUGAGCAUUUCCUUGCUGGUCCUCCUGCUGCUGCUGCUCGAAGUGCCCACCGGGCUUGGGUCCUCGCACACCCCGGGCUCCAGGAGGGAGCCCCAGCUCGCCGGCCGGGGCUUGGGAUCGACCCCGGUGGACGAUGGAGACGAAGUCAUGAAGCUCCAUCUGGAGAAGGUGGUCGGUGCUCCAGCCAUAGCGGCGGCAGACGUGACGGUGGAGGAUGACGACGCCGGAGAGGCCGACGAGGCGUCGGGAGGAAGUAACGGAGAAGUCCCGGUGGGGAGGUCUCUUGUGAUCAUCAGCACCCUGGACGGCCGCAUAGCUGCUCUGGAUCCUCACAAUCAGGGUCAGAAGCAGUGGGACCUGGACGUCGGCUCAGGGUGCCUCGUGUCCUCCAGCCUCAGCAAACCUGAGGUGUUUGGCAAUAAGAUGGUCAUCCCGUCGCUGGAUGGCGCCUUGUUCCAGUGGAACCGUGACAGGGAGAGUAUGGAGGCAGUGCCUUUCAGCGUAGAGUCCCUGCUGGAGUCCUCGUACCGCAUCGGAGACGACACUGUCCUGGUCGGGGGAAAGUCCCUCACUACUUACGGUCUAGGGACCUACAGCGGCAAGCUGCGGUACAUCUGCUCUGCGGUGGGCUGCAGCCGCUGGUGCGAAGACGAGGUGGAAGGCGAAGACGUGCUCUUGCUGCAGAGGACUCAAAAGACUGUCCGGGCCAUCAGGCCCCGCUCAGGAAUGGAGAAGUGGAACUUCAGUGUUGGAAACUUUGAGCUGAAGCUGAUUCCACAGACCAAGUCCACUAUCAGCUUCCUGGAGGGAGAAGUUGCCAAGGGCGACUCCUGGCGGGGACACCAGCGAGUUAUCAUUGAGGAGUCCAAAAAAAAGGAGCGGACGGAGCACAAGAAAAACCACAACCUGGACAUGGUCAUCAAAGUGUCUGUUCCUAAUUGGAAGGUCAUGGCCUUCAGCACAGAGUCUGACGGACAGCUGGUGUGGGAGCAUCAGUUCUGCACACCCAUUGCCUCGGCCUGGCUGGUGGGAGGAGGGAAAGUCACACCAAUAAGUCUGUUUGAUGACACCGCCUACAGCAACCAGUCAGAAAGUGACGAAGAGGAGGAUGACAACAAUCAGGACAAUUCCAAAGAUGCUUCAGCGUCCAGCGUUUACCUGGGGAUGUUCCAGGGACAACUCUACCUCCAGUCCUCUGUCAGGAUCGCUGAAAAGUUCCCCUCCAAAGCCAUCGGGUCUGAGAAAGAUAUCAUUCCGCUUCCCAUCGUCAAAUGGAAGCCUCUUAUCCAUUCCCCGUCUCGCACUCCAGCCUUAGUGGGCUCUGAUGAGUUCGACAAGUGUCUGAACAAUGACAAAUUCUCCUACGAUGAGUACAGCAACGGAGCCCUGUCGAUCCUGCAGUAUCCUUAUGACAACGGUUACCACUACCCAUACGGCAAGCGCUACCGGGGGAAGCGGGACAGCGCCGUGAGCGUGAUUAAAAGAAGCGGGUCGCGGGCCGUGAACGGCAGAAAGAAAGACCCCGUGCUGCUGCUUCCAUGGUGGAAGGAGAUCCUCGGCACCAUCGUCUUCUGCAUCGCCGCCACCACCUACAUCGUACAGAAGUUUUUCCACCCGCCAGCCCCCGUGACAUUCGUGCGGCAACGAAAAGAGUCCGAGACGCAGUGCCAGACAGACAGCAAGUUUGACCUUGAGGUUGUGGAAGCAAAAGAGCCGGUCGCCGUGGAGACGCGUUCCAGCGAAUACGUGUCCAGGUACCUGACUGACUUUGAGCCAGUGCAGUGUCUCGGCCGCGGGGGAUUCGGUGUCGUGUUUGAAGCUCGCAACAAAGUGGACGACUGCAACUACGCCAUCAAACGGAUCCGUCUGCCCAAAUGGGAGCUCGCCCGUGAGAAGGUGAUGCGAGAGGUGAAGGCGCUGGCCAAGUUGGAGCAUCCUGGGAUCAUCCGCUACUUCAACGCCUGGCAGGAAAGCCCCCCUGAGGGCUGGCAGGAGGAGCUGGACCAAAGGUGGCUGAAAGACGCCAGUGCCACUGACUGGCCAAUGAGCUUCCUUGACCACAUGGAGGCGCUUUCAGUCAAAGUGCCAGUGUCCAGUUCCGUGUCGCCCACCAGCGGGUCGGAAGGAGGCGUUCUGGAGCCGUCCGUCAACGGGCAUCAUCCGCUUCUCUCUGGCAGCUCUAGAGGCUUCAGCAUGAACGGAGACCUGUCCUUCCACCCCCUGCUGGGCCACGACAGCCUGAUGUCCGAGCGGGACAGCCAGGCCGACCCGGAGGCCUUGGAGACGCCUGACUCCUUUGAGCUGUGCUCCCCGCGCCGCCCCAGCGAUUGCACCUCUUCCUCUUUUGACAUCGUCUUCGAGGAUUCGGGAUGCGACCGGGAUGCGGACGCGGAAACCGACUCGGCCUCCGAUGCCGCAGAUCCAGACCCGGCUACCGCGGGGAAGUACGGUUCCUCUUCCUCACACACCAGACAGACGGAAAACUCCCACCCCUCCUCUUCCUCGCCUCCUCGGCCCACCUCGCUUGUGUUGGCGCUUCCGCCGUCUCCUCUGAGCCAACGAGCACAACCUUCUCCUAAGGUCUACCUUUACAUCCAGAUGCAGCUGUGCCGCAAGGAGAACUUGAAGGACUGGAUGGCUCAGCGCUGCCUCCCUGAGCAGAGGGAGCACAACCAGUGCCUGGACAUCUUCCUCCAGAUCGCUGAGGCUGUCGACUUCCUGCACAGCAAGGGGCUCAUGCACAGGGACCUCAAGCCCUCCAACAUCUUCUUCACCAUGGACGACGUGGUGAAAGUUGGAGAUCUGGGCCUGGUGACGGCCAUGGAGCAGGAGGAGGAUGAGCAGGAGCACAGCGCCCUGACGCCCGCCCCACUCCUCACCCGCCACACGGGUCAGGUGGGCACCAAGCUCUACAUGAGUCCGGAACAGCUCUCCGGACACUCGUACUCGCACAAGGUGGACAUUUACUCCCUGGGUCUGAUCCUGUUUGAGCUGCUCCACCCAUUUAGGACCCAGAUGGAGAGAGUGCGGACGCUGACUGAGGUGAGAGCUCUGCGCUUCCCAGACACCUUCUCUAAAAACAACGUUCAGGAGCUGAGCAUGGUGCGCUCCAUGCUGUCGCGGAGCCCCGGCGAGCGCCCCGAGGCGGCCGACAUCACCGGCACCCCUCUCUUCCAGGAGCUGGAACUGCCCUGCCGGCUGGCCGUCAGGCAGCGCUCCCGCACCUACAGCGCCUCGUCCAUGGGCCGCCCCGCCCGCCCGGGGUCGACCACCUGACCCCCUCAGGUGGACAUCAUCCCCCGCAAGAGUCACAUAAGCAAGUUUCCUCACACUUUAGAACGUGUGAAUAUUGUUAGAACAAUGUGCGCCAGCAGAGUUUCCCAUGAAUGGAAUUUGGUUUUCUGCCAAUUGAGGCCACCUUUGACGCACCCCGCCACGUUACACCUCAGGUAUGACCACCACGAGGAGAGGCCUUCACUGAUGAUGACGCUUGACCACGUAGUCUGGUGCAGGCACAGCCCAUGUGUCUGACGUGUAACACCAAAAAGCGAUCCCAAGAUUGAUGCUGAUGUCCUGGUAUAAAACUUGCUCAUGGAGGACAACUUUGCUUCUGCAUCUCCAAGCCAGUACUUUUUCACACACUUUUUUUAAUCGCAGGUGCUUCAUCACUCCUUCCUCUUUCUUCUUCGGUGUACAUAAGGAAGCUGUAAAUAAAUAGUGUAAGACAGGAGCCAAUAGGAGACCAUCUCUGAAUGUCCAGCAGGACCUCUCCAGCACACCUUUGCAUAGCAACUUCUCCUCAGCGUGUCCACGCGGCGGCCGGAAGGGCCGUUUAACACGGCACACGAGAAUGUAGAGAGAGUUCAAAAACAGCAAAUGUUGUUUAUAAACUCUACCCUCAUGCUUCAUGUGAUGGCACACCCUGCUGCCUCGGCAUACAUUUGACAAUCUGUGAUUCAUUUUUUUUAUUGCGCGAAGUUCCUUUAUUUUUUUAUUUUUACAAUUAUUAUUUUUAAUUCAGUCUGGUAUUUGUCCUAAAGCAGUGGUCCCCAACCACCGGGCCGCGGAUCGAUUGAUCCGCACAAGAAAAAAAAAAAAAAAAAACUUUUUUUUUUUUUUUUUUUAAAUUCAACAUAAAAAACACAAGAUACACUUACAAUUAGUGCACCAACCCAAAAAAACUCCCUCCCCCAUUUACACUCAUUCACACUCAUUCGCACAAAAUGGUUGUUUCUUUCUGUUAUUAAUAUUUUUGGUUCCUACAUUAUAUAUAUAUAUAUCCGUAAGCACACAUGAUUGUAUUUUUUUAUGACAAAAAAUAAAAAUAGAAUAAAAAAAUACCAUCCCCCCCGGUCCGUGGGACAAAUUUUCAAGCGUUGACCGGUCCGCAGUUACAAAAAGGUUGGAGACCACAGUCCUAAAAUACCAAGGAGUGUCAGAGCCACGCUAAAACACAAGAAAAAGUCAAAUCAAGAAGGAAAAAAUGUAUUUCCCACAUUAUUAUUACUUUACUUUUGUUAAAUUGUCACUCUUUCUGCACAUUUUUGACUGUAUUCCCAUAUGACUUUUAUUGUUGUGAUAUUUCAACUUCAUCAAAAGAAAACAGCUGUUUUCUAACAAUAUUACAAAUGCAGCCAUCCAAAAACAGCAGCUUUUUUUCUCAUAAUUAUACUGUAUUUUUUCUAAAUUACAGAUUUAAUUAUUGAAAAAAAAAAUAUUUUCUUGGGUUGUAAAAUUCCAAAUGUUUUAUUCUAAUAUCACCUUACUGCAGUGAUAUAACUCCUCAUUUACCUGAAAUAAAACUUUUUUUUUUUUACAUAAUCCUCCAAAUAUAACUUAAAUGUUAGUAUAAAACAUUAGCAUCCUAACAUUAGCAUACUAACAGGGGAACAGCUAGCUUACUUCUAAGAUGGCGCAAAGUAACCAAAUACAUGAUUAUAAGGUUAAAAAGUACAAAACCAUCUGAAAUGAUAGCAUAAGAUGUUAGCAUGCUAACAUUAGCAUGGCAACGGGGGAACAGCUAGCAUACUUAUAAAAUACAGCCAAGUAAUGAAAUCUGUGAUGAUUACAUUAAAACGUAUAAAACGAUCUUAGAUGCUAACAUAAAAUGUUAGCGUGCUAAAAUUAGCAUACUAACAGUGGAACAGCUAGCGAACUUCUAAGACAGCGCAAAGUAACUGAUUUCAUGAUUAUAAUGUUAAAAAGUACGAAACUAGCUGAAAUUAUAGCAUAAAAUGUUAGCAUGGUAACAGCUAGCAUACUUCUAAAAUAUAACUUAAGUAGUGAAAUCUGUGAUGAUUAGUUUAAAAUGUAUAAAACUAUCUUGGAUGCUAACAUUAGCAUACUAACAGUGGAACAUCUAGCCUACUUCUAAGAUGGCGCCAAGUAACAGAAUCCUUAUUAGGUUAAAAAGUGUAAAAUUAGCUGGAAUGCUAGCAUAAAAGUUAGCAUGCUAACAUUUGCAUACUAACAGUGGAACAGCUUGCAUACUUUCAACAUGGCAACAAGUUAUUAGAAUGACAUUGCUGUGCUACUUCUUUCCCAAACUGUUUUUUUCUCGCUAAAUUCCAAAUUUAUUUUAUAAAAAAAAAAAAGAAAUGUGUCCUCAAUUCUGAUAUUAUUGCGGUCAUCGAACACAGUUGUUGUUACUUUUUAUUCUGGUUCUCAUUACACUUGAAGCGUGAUAAGCCCCGCCCCAUCCGGCCGUCAGCCCCUCCCCCCGACUGUAAAGCCUUGAGGUCUGCAUUUUAGUAGACAAGGUGAGGCGUGGACCUGAUGUUGGUCAUGUGAUCCAAACGCUGAGAGUCACAUGACCCCUCAAUAAUUGUCAUUUUCUAAAGAGCCUUUUUUUUUCUUUUUUCAUUCCCGCUAUGGGCGGGGUUAAGAAGUGAGCUUUUGUUGUUCCCAGGGAGGUUGUGUAAAGCAAAGUGACUUCCAGUCGCACAAGGUUGUGGACAAUCACGCCACAAGUCAGUCGUUUUCCCACUGCCUUUCUCUUUAGCGUAAAAACACGAUCUGACGGGAGGUUCCAUUCUGCUCCGUUAAAUGUUCUCUCUCCCUCGUCCCGUUCCUGUCCAUACUGAAUUGUACAUAUGUUCAUUUGUUUUAUUUAUGCCGCUGAUCAAUCCGUUUUAGGUUGCCGUUUAACAAGAACGUGCUACGGAGCGCGUUGGAAUUUUGACUUCUUACAAGUCUGACUUUAAUAAAACAGUUGGAAACUC
Messenger RNA from Entelurus aequoreus (snake pipefish), 6565 nucleotides. Its product is annotated as eukaryotic translation initiation factor 2-alpha kinase 3-like. Lineage: Eukaryota; Metazoa; Chordata; Actinopteri; Syngnathiformes; Syngnathidae. The transcript is spliced from 18 exons. Gene Ontology annotation, molecular function: protein binding; protein kinase activity; ATP binding. The record is from RefSeq and is a predicted model, not a curated record. Bases 318 to 3620 code for a protein of 1100 amino acids. Gene Ontology annotation, biological process: protein phosphorylation.